AUGACACCCAAGAGACUUCUGGUGUGGAAAGUGCCACUGGAUGUGUGUUGGGGGCCAGUAGAAUACCUGCCCAGUGGUCUGAUUGUUGCCGGUUGGUUCAGACCAUCUUCAUCAGGCUAUGCAACAUUCAUCCUAUCCACAGAAGAAAAGGGCAAAGCUCAAACUGUGGGUCACAAUGAACCACUAAUUCUGUCUGUAAAAGCUGGUGAACGUGUUACUCUCAACUGUGCAUUUUUAGACAAAUUAGAUAAGAUGCUUUGGUACAAGCAAAGAUUUGGUGAGAUGCCUCAGAAGGUGGGAGAACGUUUAACACAUAAUGAAAUCAACAUUUCUCCUGAGUUCAACAAAUCAGGAUUAAAAAUGGAAAAAACAAAGACUGGAAUAUCUUUGACAUUUCUACAUAUAAAUAAAGAGGAUGAAGGAUUGUACUUCUGUGGAGUAUUAAGCUGGGUGAAAAAUUUAUUGUCCAGUGGAACAUUUGUAUCUGUGACAGGUGAUCAAGAAUGCAGUGUAUCAGUGUUCCAAAACUGGACUGGUGAGCUGGACUCAUUUACUGAAGGAGAAUCAGUAAAUCUGAAGUGCACGGUUCUUUCUAAGAGCACAAUAUCAGAUCUUCCAGUGCUCUGGUUCAGAUCUGCUGCACCACAAUCCCGUCCUCAAAUCAUUUACACUCAUCACAACAGCAGCCAUCAGUGUAAGACCAGUUCUUCUACAUACACCUGUGUGUACAACUUCUCCAAGAACAUCCUCACCAUCAAUGAUACUGGUACCUACUACUGUGCUGUGGCCAUGUGUGGAAAAAUCAUAUUUGGAAAUGGAACGACUGUACAGCUGGCAUCUGUGGAUUAUUUAUGGAAGUUCCUUGCAGUAGCUUUGGUGGUGUGCAUAACUGUGAUCAUUGUUCAGUCUGUUUUAAUCUGUAAAAUUAGAAGCUGUAAACCAUACAGAGUGACCCAAGGUUCUGUGAUAGAGAAAGCAAACAACCAGGACUGUGAUGCUGUGAUGCUCAAUUACGCUGCUUUACAUUUCAAUGAGAGAAAAGGCAAAAAAUCAAGAGGAAAGAGACAACCAGCCCAAGACUGUGUGUAUUCCGAAGUGAUGAAGACCUCUUAGAUUAUACACUAUAGGGCCAAAAGUUUGUGACCACCUGACCAUGUGCUUAUUGGACAUUUUAUAGUUCCACCUCUUCCUGCAGGUUUAACAACCUUCACCUUUCUGGGAAAUUUGUAGUGUGUCUGUUGAAGUUUGUGCCCAUUCUAUCAAGAUCCUUUACAUUAAGCUUGUCUAUAUAGACGUUGCUUUGUUUACA
Messenger RNA from Trichomycterus rosablanca, 1309 nucleotides. RefSeq lists its product as uncharacterized. The record is from RefSeq and is a predicted model, not a curated record. The coding region runs from base 1 to 1113 and encodes 370 amino acids. NCBI's taxonomy places the organism in Eukaryota, Metazoa, Chordata, Actinopteri, Siluriformes, Trichomycteridae. The transcript has 6 exons. Gene Ontology annotation, biological process: response to bacterium.